CAAUUUGAUUUACUGAACUCACGAGCGACCUUUGGAAGACUGUUGUUGUCGUGAAAUCAACCCUUUGUGUACAUUUUUUGACGUACGAAGACUAUGUCACGACUGCUACUUUUGUCCUCGGAAUGGUUGCACGUCAGAUACAAAGACUGCCCUGGACGAUUUCGCUCUUAUCCUUUGUGGACAUCCCAAUCCAACAACACGGGGAAGCUGUGUAAAAGAGUUGUUUACCAACAGCCAACAAGAGCCUACACAGGAAGAAAUACACGACCGAUCGUACACCAGUUGUUUACCAAAACAAGAUCGAGGUUUUGGAUUAUUGGUAUAGGCGCAGGGUUUGCUUUAGCGCUCGGGUUAAAACACCUUGCCUAUCACGAACCUUGCAAUGCAGAGGCAGUCUCCCUGUCUCAGACUGACUUGAAAUAUGCCGAAGCCAUAAACAUUAGUAGAGACCUGGUUCGACGGAUAAAGGAUGAAGUCGGAGCCCCGGGCAUGGUCAUCGGAGUCUCAGUGGAUGGCACGCAGGUCUGGAGUGAAGGAAUGGGUUAUGCUGAUCUGGAGAACCGCGUGCCUUGUUGCCCGGAGACGGUGAUGCGCAUCGCCAGCAUCAGCAAGCCCCUGACGGCCGCGGCCGCCGCGCGCCUGGUGGAGGAGGGGAAGCUGGACCUGGACGCCCCCGUGCAGAAAUACGUCCCCGAGUUCCCCGAGAAGACCUUCGAAGGAGAACCUGUCACCAUCACGCCUCGUCUGAUUCUGUCUCACCUGAGCGGCAUUCGUCACUACGAGAAGGACGCCAAGAAGGUGCGUGAGGACAAGGAGAAAGCCAAACGCCUCGUCAAGAUCCCCGACAAGGCUGAGAAGGAGGAGAAGAAGGAGGAGAAGGAGAAAGCAGAGGAUGAGUCCACCAGCAAAGAUAAGUCGAAAGACAAGAAGAAGAAGAAAGAGUUCGAACAGGAAGAAUACUACCUCAAGGACCGCUUUGAAAGCGUCAUCCAGGCCUUAGACCUUUUCAAGAAUGACCCACUUAUUUACAAACCAGGCAGCACCUUCCUGUACUCCACUCAUGCCUUCACCUUACUGAGUGCCGUGGUGGAGAGGGCGGCAGGUCAUCGCUUCCUCGACCACAUGGCCAAGAUGUUCCGCGAACUGGGCAUGCUCAACACCAUCCCUGAUGAGAACGACCCCAUCAUCUACCACCGCUCCAGGUACUACCACCUGAACAAGAAGGGGCGUGUGGUGAACUGUCCGUACGUGGACAACUCCUACAAGUGGGCUGGAGGCGGCUUCCUGUCCACCGCUGGAGACCUGCUCCUGUUCGGCAACGCCCUGCUCUACAGCUACCAACUAGCCACCACCACCACCACCACCACCUCCACCAUCACCACCCAGGGCCCCUCCACCACCACCACCUCCAGAGGGGGCCCGCUGCCUGGCUUCCUCAAGCCCCAGACGGCCCUCGCCCUCUGGGCCCCGGUGGACAGGACGGAGGCCUCCUGGGACAAGGACGGGCUCUACGCCCAGGGCUGGCUGGUGGUGGAGAGGCAGCACAAGUACGGCCAGUGCCGCAGCCGCAGGCACUACGUCUCGCACACAGGGGGCGCCGUGGGGGCCAGCAGCGUUCUGCUGGUGCUGCCUAGCGAGGGUGGCGGAGGGGUGGACGUAGCAGGAUCAGGGGGGGCUCAGGAGAGGAGGACGCUUCCUCCGCGGGGAGUGGUGGUCACCAUCAUCACCAACAUGCAGUCGGUGGGGCUGAACACCACUGCGCUGAAAAUCGCCCACGAGUUUGAGAAAGCGCGAGGAAAAUGAAAAUGAAGUGUGUGUGUGUGUGUGUGUAUGUGUGUGAAAAGUGAAUUGCUCUCUGAUAGCGCGUUCAGGCCGACUGAGAAACGUGCUGGAGCCCGUUCCCACACCUAAUCGCGAACCGGCCGUCGUGUUUACGCCACAGAUAUUUGCGUUCGCGAACCGGAAGCACAGAUAUUUUUUUUCUAACCAAUGCAAUAAAGCUGCAGCUGACCUUGAUUACAAGCAGUCCAAUUGGCCGGUAGAUCAUGAGAGUGAAGUAGCGCCUCGUGCUAAUGCACUGUACCGUGAAUGGACUCGCAAUCCCAUGGGGACCCGGGUUCGAGUUCGGCCUGAGUCAUUUCUCAACCCUUUCCUCUCUCUCUCUCUCUCUCACUCUUCCUGUCAUGAUCUUCACUAGGGCUGCACAAUUAAUCGAAAAUAAUCGUUGUGAUAUUGAAGUUGUGAUUUUAAUUGUGAUUUAAUCGUGGCAAUAGUGAGCUACCUUUGAGAGCCUCCUUGAUGCCAGAACAUACGGACAGGCUGGUGUUUCUGGCCAGAAAUCUGUUCACCUAAGGGUCACGCUGUUACCUUUUACAUAAUUUUUACAAUUCAUUUUAUUUUGCUCAUGCCGUAUAUAAUUAAUUUUUGGUUACAUUUCAUUUCGUUAUAAUCUUUUCUAAAAUCUGCAAAAAUCAAUAAUCGUGAUUAAUAAUCGUGAUUAUAAUUUUGACCCAAAUAAUCGUGAUUAUGAGUUUUUCCAUAAUCGUGCAGCCCUAAUCUUCACUGUCCCGUCCUCAGUCGAGGCAAAAUGAGGACAUAGAACGUAUUUUGAAAAAGAUUAUCGAAAAGUGGUACAAAACUGGUUAAGUUAGACAACAGAAAGAGCUACCUUCUCAUCGAUAGGACACACAGGAAGAGGUGUGAAUAGGAGAAGUAGAAGUUCGUUAAUGCAAGAACAACUGGUACAUGAUAUGACAUAUGUGUCACUCCAGUCAUUCCACUGUACCUAUUGAGGCAUUUUACUUCUAGUCAGAGGCGAUUCUAGGAUCAGAUGGGUCCCCAAGCAAAAAUGUAAAAGAAUGAACAUUUGAACCAAAAUCGCCACUACUGUGGUAAAGUGUGUGCUGUUAUUCACUAUCUAGGGGCUUGGGGGCCCCAAGCGGCUGCCUGCCUUGCCUGGUGGCAAGAUGUGCCUCUGCUUCUAGUGCUAUUCAUACACCUCUGACGACACAGGUGUCAUUUAGUUAACAACAUGAGCACUCGAGGCUCUUUUGUUAGUUUGUUUUACCUGCUCUACCUCCAGGCUUCUCUGCUGAUAAACCGCCUUCUUGGAGUACUGCCCAGGGGGUUUGUUUCUCGAAAGCGUAGUUGUUAGCUAGUUACCCAGUUUGGGUAGUUGUCAAUGGGAAAUUACAUUGCAAACAACGAAGUAGCUAAUGAAGUUAGCAACUACGGCUUCGAGAAGUGCACCCCAGGUAUGUGGUGAAAUGACCUGUGUUAGGAGCACUGCCACACACAGUGAAUAGAUGACAGGUCUUUCUCAAUCUGAUUUUGCCUCCUCAGUGAGAGGGAGUGAGCAUGGCCGUCGACUAUGCUGGUGUGUAGUCGACUAGGGCGUCGACUAUGCUGGUGUGUUGUUUUUGUGCCAAGUUGCUUUAAACACUUGCACUCCAGUCCAGUGCACUGUGUAUUUUUUUUUUAAUCAUCCAUUGUAUUUUGUAUAUUUGAAAUGUUUUAUAUAUUGAAUAUCUAUUUAGUUACUGAAACAAUGGCUGACCAUUGUUGUAUUCCCCUGAUCAUUUGUGCAACAAUUGUGUGAUACGAUAUUCAUUUAGUAUUCUCUGAAAUAAAUGUGCAGUAACA
This is a messenger RNA of Engraulis encrasicolus (European anchovy), 3642 nucleotides long. RefSeq names its product lactamase, beta (gene lactb). Gene Ontology annotation, biological process: regulation of lipid metabolic process; proteolysis. Gene Ontology annotation, molecular function: peptidase activity. The transcript is spliced from 6 exons. The record is from RefSeq and is a predicted model, not a curated record. Bases 94 to 1803 code for a protein of 569 amino acids. Gene Ontology annotation, cellular component: mitochondrion. Lineage: Eukaryota; Metazoa; Chordata; Actinopteri; Clupeiformes; Engraulidae.